AAUACGGCCACCAGAGGGAUUUUGCUGUUGGCAAGACAUGUUAACAUUCGCUCUGAAAGUAAAAACGAGAGAAUAAUUUAAAAUAAUUAUGUACACUUUAUUGAUAUUGUAAAUAUAAAAUAAAAAUAAUAGAUAAUUAUAUAGUAAACGGUUUUGUAAUUUUAAAAUGUGUUCAUUAGGUAGAUUUGGGUUAGAGAUAUCAAAAAGAUCAUCUUCAAAAAGGACAGGAAGUUUAUGUAAAGUGUCAUCUAUUCGAUAUUGUAGAAAUAAAUUAAUAUGUAAUUAUUCAACAUUUAAACGUUCAUCAAAUCUACUUGAAGGAAAGUGUCAAGUCCAUUAUAUUCAAACUCGAAACAUAGUGCUUGUAGCUAGGAUACUUCGAGGAAUUUUAAAGAUUAGGUAUAUUGUGAUUGGUUCUGCAAUUGGUGGUGGUGUACAGUUAUCAAAGAAAUAUGAGGAGUGGAAAGAUCAGCUUCCUGAUUUUAGUUGGAUCAAACAACUUGCACCUCCACCUGACAAAAUUGAUCAUUAUCGCACUGCUUUAUUAGAAAUGAAAGACAAAAUAACAUUACCAGAAAAAGGAUGGUUAAGAAAUAGGCUAUUGAAUGUAGAAGAUAAAAUUCGACUAUUAAAUGAUUGGUUUUCUGAAGCUAGUGAUGGAGAUGCCAUUACCAAUUUGGCAGAAGAUUUGCCUUUAUCAGGACAUAUUACAUCAACAGUUUUUAGAGCUACAUCUGUUUCAGAAGAAACCAAGCAAACAAGAUUUGAUGAAAAAAGAAGAAUGGAAAAAUUACAAGAAGAAUUAAUACAAGUUCAGUUGAAGUAUCAGAGGGAAAUUGAACGCUUAGAAAAAGAAAAUAAAGAAUUGAGAAGACAACUCAUGUUAAGAACAGAAAAGUCACAACCAAAAAGAAAAAUUAAGAAAUCUUUGAUUGAUAUGUAUUCUGAAGUUUUGGAUGAAUUAAGUGAGUAUGACUCUAGUUACAACACCCAAGAUCAUUUGCCAAGGGUAGUUGUAGUUGGUGAUCAAAGUGCAGGCAAAACAAGUGUAUUAGAAAUGAUAGCACAAGCAAGAAUUUUUCCAAGGUAAAGAUUUGUUUUUCAAGUUAUUUUAUGUAUAUUUUGUAUAAAAAUAUUUGAUAAGUACAGUGGUACCUCAAGAUACGAACGCCCCAGCAUACGAAAUUUUC
Molecule: messenger RNA, 1190 nt
Organism: Centruroides sculpturatus (bark scorpion)
Lineage: Eukaryota; Metazoa; Arthropoda; Arachnida; Scorpiones; Buthidae
Product: dynamin-like 120 kDa protein, mitochondrial
Exons: 7
Coding region: 167-1090 (307 amino acids)
Molecular function (GO): GTP binding
Source: RefSeq, a predicted model, not a curated record